AUGCCAUCAAACACACCACCGAGUAAAAAUCCAUCACCUACAAGCAUUGUAGAGAAUCGAUCGCAAGAAAUGGAAGAUCCACCAGCAGAUUUUUCAGCUUCAAAAUUCAACAUGAAAAGUGUAAACAAUGCUUCGGUAAAUGACAGUAAUAACAACAAUAAGAAUAAUUCGCAGCAGUUUUGUCUUCGUUGGAACAACUAUCAGACAAACCUAACUUGCGUGUUUGAUCAACUGCUACAAAGUGAAUCGUUUGUUGAUGUAACACUUGCAUGUGAUGGUAACCAGAUUAAAGCGCACAAAAUUGUUCUGUCAGCAUGUAGUCCCUACUUUCAAUCGUUGUUCUUUGAUAAUCCAUGCCAACAUCCAAUCAUUAUCAUGCGCGACGUAAAAUGGCCUGAAUUGAAGGCAAUUGUUGAAUUUAUGUAUAAAGGUGAAAUAAAUGUAAACCAGGAUCAAAUAAGUCCAUUGCUAGCUAUUGCUGAAAUGCUACAAAUUCGUGGAUUAGCUGAAGUCAACAGUGAACAGAAUGCAAUGGGAAAUAAUUUGUCAGAUACACAAAUAGAGACAAAGCAAACACCGUCGGUUGAUUUAACAGCAAAAUCGCGUUCUGUUGAAUCUUCUCCAGUACCAACUUUCGAUAUCGAAGAGCAGAUAAACAAUCAAGUGCAACAAUUUCAAAAGCAUGAUAAACCUGAUUUAAAAAAGGCUAGAAUAUCAGCCAGAGAUUGGGAAUCUAUGGCAUCACUUGAUGCUCUUAAUCCUUCAUCGACAAAAAAUCAACGAAAGCGUCGAUGGCCUUCCGGUGAAAGAAAUAAUAUUGUUAAUUCGCCACCAGAAAAUUCGGAAACUUCAUCGGGGUUAUCAGUCAACCAAACCCUUUCACGCUCUUCUCCCACAUCAAGUCAAAUUCCAACUUUUCCAUUACCGACAACUCUUGACACGCUUGCACUUCAACAACUCUCAAUGCACCAUACCGAUGAAUUGGAGAUUAAACCAGGCAUUGCUGAAAUGAUUCGAGAAGAAGAACGAGUAAGUAGAACUUAA
Clunio marinus is the source of this 1044-nucleotide messenger RNA. NCBI's taxonomy places the organism in Eukaryota, Metazoa, Arthropoda, Insecta, Diptera, Chironomidae. The record is from the annotation of a GenBank genome assembly.